Drosophila takahashii is the source of this 522-nucleotide messenger RNA. RefSeq lists its product as uncharacterized. Lineage: Eukaryota; Metazoa; Arthropoda; Insecta; Diptera; Drosophilidae. The record is from RefSeq and is a predicted model, not a curated record.
AUGGGGAACAUUGCAGUGGUUAUUUUGCUUUUAAGUUUUCUAGCUAUUGUGCAGCCUCUAAUAAAACGUCCAGGAGUAAACUACUGUACUCUGGGUGUGGUGGUUAUAAGAAGACGAGUAAUGUGCGAGCCAUUGCGUUCACUCUGGGUCCUAAGAGACGGUAAAUGCAAGGAGGCACUGCACUGCAUGGACGGUUACUCAAGAAAGGAAUGCCAGGAAAAUUGCCUCAAACAGUUCACUACAAAAGCCAAGCCCAAACCUAUGCCACAACCGAAACCAAAACCCCUAACAACUUGCGGGACAACAGAGGCUGAAAUCAAAACGACAACCGUGCAGUAUGAGACAACAGCAAGAGGAGAUUUACCUUCGACCAGAGAAACCAGAAGACCCAAAAGAACACGAAGAACAAGGCGGUUUACCGUCAAAGAGCUAUGCUAAUUAGGGGUGUUGAGAGUCUACAUAACUGCUGAAACUAGAAAUAAGAGAUGUCUAAAAUAUAUUUUAAUCUGACUGUGACCAUCA